This is a messenger RNA of Amphiprion ocellaris (clown anemonefish), 4483 nucleotides long. Its product is annotated as neurotrypsin. Bases 267 to 2765 code for a protein of 832 amino acids. The record is from RefSeq and is a predicted model, not a curated record. Lineage: Eukaryota; Metazoa; Chordata; Actinopteri; Pomacentridae. Gene Ontology annotation, cellular component: membrane. Gene Ontology annotation, biological process: proteolysis. The transcript is spliced from 14 exons. Gene Ontology annotation, molecular function: serine-type endopeptidase activity.
UGUAAUGUAAAAUCUAUAGCAGAGAUUCAAACACGAGUGUGUCUGUGUGUGUGUGUGUGUGUGAGAGAGAGAGAGAGAGAGAGAGAGAUCGGUAUGUCGUCUCCUCGCCUACAGCGUCAUUUUUAGCUCCACAGUUCAGUGCAUGUCUGGAGCUGCUCAGAUCGACAACAGCCGCGGUCUGACGCUGCUUCUUAUCGGCUGUCAAAGGGCGUGAUGAGCCGGUGAGGUUGUGUGGAAGACUGGAAGGAGAUGGUUCCCUCAGCGUUAUGGACCGGAGGAAAGCCGUUCCCGGGUUUGUCCCCUGCUGUCUGUUCCUGGUCCUGGCUGUCUCUGCAGAGGUGUCUGAAAGGCGACACUUAUAUAGAAAACAAAGUGAAGUGCCUUUGUCCUGUUCAGAGGGCUUCACAGAACUGGGCUACUACAAUGGCUCAGUUUCCCACACAAACUCAGGCUCUCCAUGCCUGAAGUGGACUGACUUCCCAGACUACAUGCAGCAAUAUCCGGGCCGAGGUCUGGGAGAUCACAGCUUCUGCCGGAACCCAGACCGAGAGACCAACCCCUGGUGCUUCUUCAAGCAGAACUCUGGUGCCAUUGGCUGGGCCUAUUGUGACUGCCAGAACGGAGCAGCCAGAUUGGUGGGGGGAUCAUCAGGCAACAGUGGGCGCCUGGAGAUCUACCUGAAUGGCAAGUGGGGGGCAGUAUGUGACACCCACUGGACCGACCGCGAUGCCAGUGUCAUAUGCAGACAGCUGGGAGUGAGUGAAAUUGGUACGGCGCUCCAGCAUUCCUACUUUGGUCCAGGUUCCCUGUUCCACUAUGAGCGUCUAGGUUGCCGUGGUAAUGAGAAUUCCCUUCUAGAGUGCCAGAGCAGGAAGUUUGUCACCAGUGACUGUAACCAUGGCAAUGAAGCAGGGGUGAUUUGUGCUGAACCUGAAGGGACCAGGAUCCCUCUGAGGCUGGUUGGAGGCUUGGAGGACUUUGAAGGCCGUAUUGAGGUGUACCAUAAUGGCAGAUGGGGAACCAUUUGUGAUGACCAGUGGGAUGACACUGAUGCUGAGGUGGUGUGCCGACAGUUGGGCCUGGGGGGCGUGGCCAAAGCAUGGCCAUGGGCUCACUUUGGCCAGGGUUUUGGUCCCAUCUUGCUGGAUGAGGUUCAGUGCACAGGCAAUGAACUUUCUCUGGAGGAAUGUCCACAUAGCAACUGGGAGCAACAUAACUGUGACCACACAGAAGAUGCGGGGGUAUCUUGCAAUUCACACACAGACGGUGCAGUUCGUCUAGUGGGAGCAGAGAGUCACCAGGAGGGUCGAGUGGAAAUUUACUACCAGGGACAGUGGGGCUCUGUUUGUGAUGACAACUGGACAGAACUCAACGCCCAGGUAGUGUGUCGACAGCUGGGCUUCAGGGGCAGAGCAGAGGUGGCUCCUGAUGGUGUGUAUGAAGAAAGUCAUGGGCUGAUCUUGUUGGAUGAGGUGCAGUGUCAGGGAACAGAGGCCAGUUUGCUGCUCUGCAUCCAUUCUGAAUGGGGCCACCAUGACUGCUCACACAGUGAGGAUGUAGGUGUCCGCUGUGAGAGGGAUGGUGAUACCAAGAUGAUUCCAAGCAUUUCCCCUUUUACUGGCCCUCUGGUACGUUUGGUUGCGGGAGAGAGCAGGAAGGAAGGCAGAGUGGAGGUCUUCAUUAACGGACAGUGGGGAAGUGUGUGUGAUGAUGGCUGGAAUGAUGUCAAUGCAGCGGUAGUUUGCAGACAGCUGGGAUUCAUUGGUGCGGCUAAAGCUCGAUCGAUGGCAUAUUUUGGUGAAGGCCGAGGUCCCAUCCAUCUGGACAAUGUUCGGUGCUUGGGCACUGAGAUGUAUUUAGGUCAGUGUCUGACUGAAGGUCAAGAUGGCCAUGAUUGUCGUCACAGUGAGGAUGCAGGUGUUAUCUGUGAUUACACUCUGGAUCCUGUGAGUGAUGCUGCCAUGGCAAUGCAGACCUGUGGCCUGAGACUCAAUAAUCAGCGUCGUCGACGCAGAAUUAUAGGAGGAGAUAAGUCACUGAGGGGUGAGUGGCCCUGGCAAGUGUCUCUGUGGCUCAGGUCUCAGUCUAAAGGCAAUCAUCCUCUGUGUGGAGGAUCACUCAUCAACAGUUGCUGGGUUGUGACCGCCGCCCACUGCUUCAAGAGAUUUGGCAGAGACCCCAUCCGCUAUACUUUGCGCCUGGGAGACUACCACACUGAGGAACAAGAUGACUUUGAACGCACCUUGUCCCCUGAUCGCAUUGUUAUCCACAGGAAGUACCACAGUCAGGGCUGGGAGUAUGAUAUCGCUCUGCUGCGCCUCAAAGGCACAGAGGGCAACUGUGUGGCAUUCAAUCCUCACACGGGUGCAGUGUGUCUUCCAGAGCCAGGUACAAAGUGGGAGAAGAGGCCUGCUGCCUGUGUGAUCACUGGCUGGGGCAUCACAGACUCGGAGUACUCCCGGACCCUGCUCCAAGCCUGGGUCCCCUUGCUUCCAGCCUGGAAGUGUAAGAAACGAUAUGGUGAUCGCUUCACCAGCCGCAUGCUGUGUGCUGGGAGUCUGUCAGAGCACCACCGUGUGGACAGCUGCCAGGGGGACAGUGGGGGUCCGCUGGUUUGCCAAGGGGAGGGGGGUCGUUGGGUGCUGACAGGCGUAAUCUCUUGGGGGCACGGCUGUGGUAACCCCUCAUUCCCUGGUGUGUAUACCCGUGUUAGCAGGUUCCUGCAAUGGAUUGACAAGGUUAUCAAUAAACCCUACAAGAACUAAUGAGCAUUGGAGCAUUGGUCAUAGUCAUCAGUUAGAGCUUUGGGGCUUGUAGCUGCAGGUAUGUAUUGAUAGGAACCACCAUUGUAUAGUAUUAUAACUGUCAGCCAAGGGCAAGUUUACAUACAGUUGAAGGCACCUGUGUUGAGUCAUUCAUGAAGAAUCAGAUCAGAACCAGAUGAGUGCAUGGCACUUAAAAUAUGUAUUUAUUGGUGUAUUGUAGAUUCGGCAGUUAACCCAACUGUAAUAUGUGCAUGUUUUCACCUAUACACUUCAGUGCCUGCUUCAUCUUUCAUUACAUAUCUUAAAAGACUGUAUAAAUCUGACAUGCUAGUACAGCAAAAAGACCAGUGAACACCCAUGCAUGAAUCUGUGCAUAUCCAUUUAUAGUUGAGAACUGUUUCCAGAUAAAGAAUAGCACCCCUCCAAACAGGGAGGGCAGAAUAGAGGAAGACACUAAUACACAGACCAUAUUUGUGGCAAUAUAAUAGAUUGACCUCUUUCUGCACAGGUAAAUAGUGCUGUACUAAGCCAGCUUUGAAAAGCUGAACUAAAAUGCAUGCCUUACAGUGACACUUGUAGAUGAGAACCUGACAAAAGAAAGAAGUGAAAAAAAUGACAGUGCAGUAGUAAUGAUGUGCCUUAUAGGACUGAAUUUGUAAAUACAGACAAUUAAAUUUAUUUGUUUCAAUAAUUUUCCUGCACGUCCAACUAUUAACAAGCCACAGGCCCCACUAUUUUGCAUUGCUGUUUUGACCAUUAAUAAAGUUGUUGUUCCCAACUUAUUUCUGUUAACUGAAAUUUAGCUACGGUAAUUAUCAGUCUAUAAAAUAACAUAGACUAUCAACUAGCACACAGUAUAAUGUGUAAGUACAAGAGGUUUAUAACCAAGUACUACAUCGCCAAUCAAGUUCCAGACCAAAGAACAGGGUUCACUGUGUAGGAGCUGGUCUGUGCCAGUCCAAUUAAUUGCUCAUGUAUUUUGGGGUAUGGAAAUAUUUAUAUUGUUAUCUGAUGUAAAAAGGUAGAUUGAGGUUUUUCACCUGAUCUUGAAGGCUUGUCAUAAACAGGGGCCCUGUUAAUAUAGAUUCAUUUUUUCAUUUGCUUACUUGGUGGAUAAUCCUAAAACACAUUGUAUUUACUAUUGGAUUACUGUGUGUUUAAUAGGGACCCUGCAGCUGAUUUCUGCACCAAGUCCCCCCAAGCAGAUUCAUUUCAGUUUGCUUAUGACAGCAGUCUGUGCUCUUAAAAGUGAAAAUGGUAUGUUCACUUGGUCAAUGUUUCUCAAGUUAGAACAUUUUACUAUACUUGUACAUACUGUAUGUCUCAUCAGUAUUAGAAUUUUUGUGUGACACCAAAGUGUGUAUGUAAAACUAAAGUGCAAACAAUGUAUACAUGUUGUACAUCAGCGCUGAAUUGGUUAACCUGUAUUUAUUUAAAUUGUUUGAAUGGUUACAUAUAGAAAUGAAAACAUUGCUUUAAGUAACUAUUUUGCUGGGAAACUUAAUUUAAAGUAUCUAAGAAACCAGCAUUCAGCCUCGCAAUACAUUAAACUUUUUAUUUAUUUUCUUUAUCUUCCUUUUUUGUACAGUAGAAAUAAUUCUGCCCUGACAAAUUCCCUGUUCCAUACACUCCAUGCUCUAUAAAAUGGUAUAUAAUUUAUGUGUUUAAAAAUGUUAUGUAUUAUUGUAUUUUUUAUCACUGUCUCCCCACUGCUCUCA